Messenger RNA from Humulus lupulus (European hop), 1065 nucleotides. RefSeq lists its product as uncharacterized. The record is from RefSeq and is a predicted model, not a curated record. Lineage: Eukaryota; Viridiplantae; Streptophyta; Magnoliopsida; Rosales; Cannabaceae. The coding region runs from base 1 to 1065 and encodes 354 amino acids. The transcript has a single exon.
AUGGGGAGGCUUUUCCUAGCUAUGGGGAGAACUCUAAUUGAUGUGCAAAAAGGAAAACUUACCAUGAGAGUCCAAGAUGAGAAGGUCACCAUUAAUGUUUUUAAGGCCAUGAGAUACCCAGCUGAAAUAGAAGAAUGUUCACUCAUCUCUGUGGUGGAUUCUUUAGCCACCAAGGUCAUGGAAACUAGCCAGUAUGAAGAUCCGUUAAAAAUAGUUAUGUUGUAUGAGCCAAACAAUGAUGAAGAGGAGGAAUGCUUAGCUUGGUUUGAAGCAAGUUCUCAAGGUUUGAAAACUAGAACUUGGUUUGAACCUUUGGAGUUGUCAUCUCAAGUUUUUAAAGUUCCAAAGCCAUCUAUUGAAGAACCACUUGAGUUAGAGUUGAAAGCUUUACCAUCACAUUUGAGAUAUGCAUUCUUGGGACCUUCAUCUAAACUUCCUAUAAUAAUUUCAGGGAAGUUAAGUGUUGAACAAGAAGAAAAGUUGCUAGAUGUCCUGAGGCAACACAAGAAAGCUAUUGGUUGGACCAUAGCUGAUAUUCGUGGGAUUAGUCCUUCUCUAUGUAAGCAUAAAAUUAUGUUAGAAGAUGAUAAAAAGGGGUUUAUUGAGGGGCAAAGAAGGCUAAAUCCAAUUAUGAAAGAAGUAGUGAAGAAAGAAAUCAUAAAAUGGUUAGAUGCUGGAAUUAUUUAUCCAAUCUUAGACAACUCUUGGGUCAGUCCAGUUCAAUGUGUUCCAAAGAAUGGAGGAAUGACUGUUGUGCGGAAUGAAGACAAUGAAUUAAUUCCUACAAGAAUAGUUAUUGGGUGGAGGAUAUGCAUGGAUUAUCGCAAGCUUAAUAAUGCCACCCGAAAGGACCAUUUUCCUCUUCCUUUCAUGGAUCAAAUGCUUGAUAGAUUGGCUGGGAGAGACUAUUAUUGUUUCCUGGAUGGCUAUUCUGGCAAUAAUCAAAUUUUUGUAGCACCUGAAAAUCGGCAUAAAAUAACUUUUACCUCCCCUUAUGGGACCUUUGCCUUAGGAGGAUACCUUUUGGGUUAUGUAACGCACCAGCAACCUUUCAAAGGUGCAUGA